Molecule: messenger RNA, 4864 nt
Organism: Pristis pectinata (smalltooth sawfish)
Lineage: Eukaryota; Metazoa; Chordata; Chondrichthyes; Rhinopristiformes; Pristidae
Gene: tmem165
Product: transmembrane protein 165
Biological process (GO): Golgi calcium ion transport; manganese ion transmembrane transport; Golgi calcium ion homeostasis
Cellular component (GO): Golgi apparatus
Molecular function (GO): calcium ion transmembrane transporter activity; manganese ion transmembrane transporter activity
Source: RefSeq, a predicted model, not a curated record
GGAGGGAUGGUAGUGGAUAGUGUUGGGUUGAGAGCUCUUUGGUUCGGCGGCCGUGGGAUGGCGGAUGUGAUUUCUUGACGGCGGCGCGGUUGGAAUUGCGCCUUCGGCCUCCGGUUGCCUGUAAUUGGACCGGCCACCUUCCCCGGACAUGUCUCCGACGUGCCUGCCUUUGGCAGCGGGUGUCGCCGCCGUUCUCCUGUUGAGUUUCUGCUGUACGGUGGCGUCGGCAACCGCCGUGCAAGAUGAGGAGAAAGCGGCCAAGGUGGAUCCAGCAGUGCGGAAAAUAUCUUCACCACAUCCUAUGGAUAAUGUUCUAAGCGAUGAAUCUAUUACCAAAACAAAUCUGGGUUUUAUACAUGCACUUAUUGCAUCCAUAUCGGUCAUCAUCGUCUCUGAGCUGGGUGACAAGACAUUCUUCAUAGCAGCAAUUAUGGCCAUGCGCUACAAUCGCCUGACUGUGCUUGCUGGAGCAAUGCUGGCUUUGGGAUUGAUGACCUGUUUGUCUGUUCUCUUUGGCUAUGCUACUACAAUAAUACCCCGGAAGUAUACGUACUAUGUAUCAACUGCAUUAUUUGCAAUAUUUGGCUUCCGAAUGCUUUGGGAAGGCUUGAAGAUGAGUCCUAAUGAAGGUCAGGAAGAACUGGAAGAAGUGCAAGCAGAAAUCAAAAAGAAAGAUGAGGAUCUUCAACGAUCAAAAGUAGCAAAUGGUCCACAGGAUAUUGAAGCAGGUUCAACAACACAUCAGCCACAAAAGAGGCGAUUGCAUUGUAUUUCUCCAGUUUUCAUUCAGGCAUUGACUCUUACGUUUCUGGCAGAGUGGGGAGAUCGGUCACAGUUAACUACCAUUGUACUAGCUGCUCGGGAGGAUCCCUUUGGUGUUGCUGUAGGUGGGACACUGGGACACUGCCUUUGUACUGGAUUGGCAGUAAUUGGAGGAAGGAUGGUUGCUCAGAAAAUCUCAGUUAGAACUGUGACCAUCAUUGGUGGAAUAGUUUUCUUGGCAUUUGCACUCUCUGCCUUGUUCAUCAGUCCUGACGGCGGGUUUUAACAGGAUGUUUCGGUAUUGUCGACCAAGAUUGCCCAUUUCCAAUCCUGAUUUCUAUUUUUGUAAAUGUACAGAGUAUCUGCACACUGGAGAAGACUUGAUACAGACCUGCGCUUCCUGUAUGUUUCACAUUUUAGCUGCGGAAGGCAGUUUUGAGUUUUUUUCAGUUCAAACAACCUCUGUUUUUUGUACAAAUGUCAAUAAGUAGAUGCCUUGCUGCUUGCAGUAAAAAAAAAAUCGUUAAAGAUGUAUUGGAAAUUUUAACUUGGAAGAGGGACUGUAUUAAAGGAAUUUUCAUAAGGGGAAUCUAAACAUUAACAAUGACGUAAAUGUUCCUACAUUCCUCGUUCUCUGAAAAAUGUUGCUCAGCUAUUCUUCUGUUUAAAGCACUCCUUUUGGUUACUUUGUCAUGGACAUGGUUUGUGCUUAUUCAUGUAAAGAGUCAAUUUAAACUGUCUUCUACCUCCCCCAUCGACCAAAGGGCCUUCAUUGCAUUAUUUGAAGAGAUCAUUUCAUCAAGCAGUACCCAGCUCGUCAAAAUAGCAAGUUUAAGUAAUCCUACGUGGCUGGGAAUGUCAUGUCAAAUUGAGGCUGUUUAAAUGAGUAGCUGGCUCACAGUUAUCAGACUUCUGGUUUAUAACUCUGGUAAUUAAGUUUGUGAGAUGCUUUUUAAUGUGAUCAGCAUUUAAUUUGUAACUUUUAUAUUGAUCUUGCAAAUUGGUCCAACUCAUUUGUUAAUAUUUGAUCUGUACAAUUUUAUAAAUGCUUUCCACUUCACUAAGUUUCCGAUCAGACAACAUGUAGGUCAUCAAUUAACAUAUUCUAAAGGAAUACAGGUAGUGGUUAUGUAUUCUGUUAAAUUCAAAUUAUAAGGAGAUCUGGAAGGAAUUUUUUUUUUUAAAGUUCUUUGCUGCAAUUUACUUUUGAUGUUGGCUGUAUAAAUGGCAAUGAAUGCUAACUUUGUCCAAGGUAGUUUUUGAAACUUAGUCUUUCAACUGCUAAGUCAGAUUUACAAGGUUUUUCAGUGGAGUCGAGCCUAUUUUGUGUGUAAAUGGAGCAGACUCAUUGACAUGGAAUAAGAUAAAAUGAAUACUUUGUUGCAUAACCACUUUCUGCUUUUAGCAUUGUUCUGAGAAGGGAGGUUUUCUGAAUUCUGAAACUGCAAAGUAGCAAGAACAGUCUUAAAAUAGGAAUAAGUAGCAGCAGCAUCAUAAUUUAUUCCAUUGCUGCAUUCCUAUUUGAGUUAAGUAAGCACUUCUGUUUUGUGAUUACUCAAUGGGUAACAACUAUUAGAUUAUCCUUUUUAACAACUAAAUUUAUCCUUCAUCUUAUAAAAUUGUGUGAACAGUAAAAUUAUGCAGCCCACUGAGUAUACAGUUAGCAAGGACCCAAAACAUAUUGCAUGUUUUUAACUGCACAUACUGGGCCAGCUGAGGUACCACUCUGUGGUUUGUUUUGCUAUGAAGAUUUGAAAACUGUUUUCUAUUCAGCUUUUACAGAAAUGUAAUAGAGUAAAAUGGUAUACUUUGAAUGAUUGCAAUUUGAUCUAAAAGCUGGGAUUGCUGUUCUGAAGUUAGACCCUAGAUACUCACUUGCCUGUAAGCAAAUUAACACAUGUCUUGGCGGGUAACUAAGACAAUUUGAUACUGAGCAAAAAAAAUACAAGUAUUGUGUGUAUGAAUAUAUGAAAUCUCCAGCUUAGCAUAUUGAGUAGCAAUACCCAGGAACUGAGAACUUGAAGCAGAAUUUACCACAGACUGCUAAUGGAGGAAUUUACCCUGUGUUCUUUAAAAGUAAAGCAUUAUUUGUAAAAUGUUGUUUAUGACACACUGCUGCCCACCCCACUGGCCACAUUUGGAGAAAUGAUGGUGGGAUUGGGGGAGCCAUCAUUACUUGGAAGCUUAUGAAAUGUUUCAGUGAGGGAAUUGAUUUUUAAUAAGGAUUUUAAUAUUAGCAAGUUAAUCAGUUGCAUUACAAUUGCUUGUCAGAGGAUUAAUAGUACAAUAUUGUUGCUGAACAUCCUACUCAAUCUCUGUCCUGGGAGGAAGAAAUCUGUAAAUUUACCCUUGAUCUACAAUCAUUGACUUUUACUAUAGUACCCUUUUUUAAUUUCAAAAGUUGUGAACCAUGGCAGCAUUUACUUGACAGUUCUGUAGAAAACAACCAAUUUUUUUUUUGCCAAAAUAGGAACAUGAAUUUCUAGUUGCUGUUUAUUCUGGUGCAGCUAAUACAGUUUAUUCGGUGGUACAAAACUACUGGACUUCAGAUCUCAGCACAGACACCACAAUAUAAGAUUUGUCUUCAUUCGUACACAGUAACCCUUGCAAUGAAUAAAGAUCAAGCCUUGUGAGUUAAGAGCUUGGAGAAUUCUCAGUUUUGUGGCCUUCCACCCAUGUGGGAAAAGUGCAAAUGCUGAUAAAUCUUGUAAAUGAUUUGAGAGAUCUUGUAUAAAAUGCAUUUUCUUAAAACUAUCUUAAUUGCAUAACUUGUAACAUUUGUUUUUUUUCUUCCUUGUGCAGUAUCGCAGCGAACCUUUUAGUUUAGUUUGUGUUAAAUGUGAUAACUAUUUAAACUCCCAACAUUCACUUUAAUUGGGAGUCAGAGUAAUUACUUCAUUUGCACUAUUGGAGUAGUUUAUACGUUCUGUAAUAGCGAAACAUUUUUGUCCAAGAUUGUGAAGAAAGCUUUCUUUGGAUUUAAGAAACUAAGACCUUGUACUGAUAAGAAUUUUGCAUUGUAAUCCUUUAUUUAAUCUAUUUUUAAAUUGAAUACUGUUUCAACUUAAUUAUAUUUAUAAUUGGGGUAAUUAACAAAGGAGCAUCAUUUGUUUGUACAUUUCUUCCUUGCAAUAAUGUCUAGGUGUGGUGUAUCUUGCACGCAGUAAGAAUUUGUAUUUAAGUUUGAGUGACUGGGUGUAUUGUAACAAUGUAUUUGCAAUCUGAGUGCAAACUUAAUUUAUGCAGGUAGAUAUUUGUCCAUGUGUGUGGAGUUCUUUGGAAGAAGUAGUGUAUAACUAUUAUAUAUUUAGCACUUGAGACCAAGGUAGAACUUCUACCCAGUUAAUCAUCUUGGCACCAUGUGAUUAAAUCUGGCAAGCAAAAGUAUGCAAUAAUGAGUUCACACCUUAAUUCAUCAAAUUUUAUUUGCCAUGUCGUACAAGUAUGCUUGCAUAGUUAGCUUUUACAAAGCCUUAACAUACUCUAAUUUGAUUCAUGGGAUUUUUCUGGUGUAAAAAUUCGUAUGCAACAGUAGUGAGUCAAUAGCUAUGGGACAAUUGUUGGGUUAACUCAAUACAGGUUGGAACUCUCUGGUCCAGCAUUCUAUCGUCUGGCAUGUUUUGAAUCUUUAGUACAGAUGUAUACUAAUUAACUAAUUCUAACUAAGAUUUAACUAAGAUCUGUACUAGUCUAUAGCUAAUUAACAUACCAGUGCAACUUUUGUGAUCUCAGCUAACAGUGUUACCAGGUUAUGAACAGUCCUUGGAACCCUUGCAUGACCUGGGAAAUAUCUAUACUUAAAACGGUUCCUGCUGGGAGAAAGAUGAAUGGGGGUUGAUUUUCUGUGAUCUGGCACUAGUCAGGUCUCAAGGGUACUGAACUAGAAAGUUUCAACCCGUACAAGUGACUAUGCAGCAAAAGCUUGAUAAUUUAAUUUCUCUUUGUAUUACUGGAGACUUAAAUCUUGUGUGAAAUACAAAAGGCGUGCACACUGAGUAGUAUCAAUGGGGAAUGGUGCUCUGCACUUAAUUUUGGUGCAAGACCAGCAAGAUGUUUACAUUAAGUGCAUUUUAAUAGUAAAACACUUUGAAUUAUUGAUGCA